GCAGGCGGAUCAAAGUGAAUGCCACUUUACCCGAUGCGCACGCAAGACGAUUUGUCAUACUGCAAAGUCUCGCUGAUCACCAUAAUUACUGUAAUCGAGAUGAUGCAAUCGUUCGGCAUUGUUUCCUUCGCGACAAUCGAGGCCGCAAAGAGACAGGAUGGUAGCACUGCGCGGCCAACUUCUCGCCAUUCGUUGUGCCUUGGAAGAGCCGCGCUUCGUCAAUGUCCAACUGAUGGACGACACGCGAUCCUGAGCGCGAGGAAGCUUCAAAAGAGAAAACGAACUGCCCAUGAUCUGAUCAUCGAGAUAAAACGCGAGUGCCAACGUUCAGGUUCGAGAUCCCAGCUGUGAUAGGUUCCUUGAUCACGGG
Pogonomyrmex barbatus (red harvester ant) is the source of this 370-nucleotide messenger RNA. It is a transcript of the gene Arf102F, whose product is annotated as ADP-ribosylation factor 2. The record is from RefSeq and is a predicted model, not a curated record. Gene Ontology annotation, molecular function: GTPase activity; GTP binding. Lineage: Eukaryota; Metazoa; Arthropoda; Insecta; Hymenoptera; Formicidae.